Lucilia sericata (common green bottle fly) is the source of this 904-nucleotide messenger RNA. RefSeq lists its product as uncharacterized. The record is from RefSeq and is a predicted model, not a curated record. The transcript is spliced from 5 exons. The coding region runs from base 316 to 693 and encodes 125 amino acids. Lineage: Eukaryota; Metazoa; Arthropoda; Insecta; Diptera; Calliphoridae.
UCAUAGACCGACCCUACAACGGAAAACCUUGGUUUCCCAGCCCAACUGUGCAGACGAAAAAGUGUUCAGUCUGGCCGAUGCUCCGCACCUCUUAAAAUUAAUCCGGAACCAUUACCUGGACAGUGGCUUAGUUGUGGGAGACGAACAUUUAACCUCCCGAACUUUUACAGAUUUACUUAGCCUGAGAUCAACAUCUGAUAUGUCAAUAACUUAUAAAAUUAGCCAUGAACAUCUGGCAAGGAAAGGUGCAGGUUGACAAAAGGUGAAAUUAGCAACACAGCUUUUUUCGCACACAACAGCGAAUGCUAUCAGAAGAUGCUACGCACUUGGACUAGAAUUAUACAAGCCAACCCAGACGGCCAAGAGGUGAACGAUUGGUUUGACAUACUAAAAUCCAGAAAAAGUACAUUUAAAUACCCUGGCAAGAAUGCUGAAGUAUAUCCUGGAAACACCAGACACCUAAAUGGGACAGGUAAUGUUGAAGCGGAUGAUACCAAUUGGCUGGAUUCUUCCAUGGAGUUAAAACCUUCAAAAGUGGUUGAAGAGAUUCCUGCAGCACCGGAAGAUAUUUUUGAAGAGCUACCUGUAGACCCGGAAGAAGAAGUAGACCUUGACUAUUUCGAUGAAUCGAUUCUUAAUGACAUUGGUAUUCUUCAAGAAGACGCAUUAGAAUACGUAAGUCAACGGAAAUGAAAUCUCCCACCAACCAAGACUAAAUCAGCAUCUUCUUCAACAAAGGGUUUAACCAGAACCCUUCCAGACAAUGUAAAAAGAUUAUUCUUCAAAUGCCGAAUACAUUUUCGCGUGAGAAAUCUGAAAAAAAGAUUAAAUAUUCAAAAGAAAAGCAGCGCAAAGUGGGGUCCAAAAAAUUUCUUAAAAUUAAAUUAUAAGAAUUUAUCUUUUU